CCCCUGAGCCCCCACCCUGUGCCAGGCACCGCUGUGGUGACGCAGGACAAGGCCGCCCUGUGGACUGACAGCCGCUACUGGACGCAGGCAGAGCGGGAGCUGGACUGCAACUGGGAGCUGCAGAGAACAACCUCCAUCGAGUCCAUCGGGAUGUGGAUCCUGGAGGCGGUUCCUGCGGGGGGCAACGUCACUGUGGACCCCUUCCUCUUCUCCAUCGACACCUGGAACAGCUACAGCCGGGCUCUGCACGGCUCCGGCCGCACCCUGCUCCCCCUCGAGACCAACCUGGUGGAUCAGGCGUGGGGCGCCCAGAGACCCCCUCCCUCCUCCAGCGAGAUCUACAGCCUCCCGGCAGAGUUCACAGGGAGCCGGUGGCAGGAGAAGGUGGCCGGGAUCCGGCAGCAGAUGGAGCAGCACUCGCGGCGCCCCACGGCCGUGCUGCUCUCGGGGCUGGAGGAGACGGCCUGGCUCUUCAACCUCCGCGGAGACGACAUCCCCUACAACCCCGUCUUCUACUCCUACACCCUCCUGACCAACACCACCAUAAGCCUGUUCCUGGACGAGCCCCGGCUCUCGGCGGCGGCGCGGCGCUCGCUGCUCUCGGGCUGCCCGGGGCCGCUGUGCGUGGAGCUGCAGCCCUACGGGCAGGUGAGCGCCCACCUGCGCCGCUACGCCCAGGACAACGUCACCGUGUGGCUGGGCACCGAGUACACCACCUACGGCCUCUACAGCAUCAUCCCCCAGGAGAAGCUGCUGGAGGAGAACUACUCGCCUGUCAUGACGGCCAAGGCAGUGAAAAACAGCCCCGAGCAGGAGAUGCUGCGAGCUGCCCACGUCCGGGACGCCGUGGCCAUCAUCCAGUACCUGCUGUGGCUGGAGAAGACAGUCCCGCAGGGGCAGGUGGACGAGUUUUCUGGGGCUCAGCACAUCGACACCCUUCGCUGGGCCCAGGAGCACAGCCAUGGGCCCAGCUUCCAGUCCAUCUCGGCCAGCGGGCUCAAUGCAGCGCUGGCCCACUACAGCCCCUCCAACGGGAGCAGCCGGACACUGUCUGUGGGAGAGAUGUACCUGUUUGACACCGGAGGGCAAUACCUGGACGGGACGACAGACAUCACCCGCACAGUGCACUGGAGCGAGCCCACCCCGCUGCAGAAGGAAGCCUACACCCGUGUGCUGAUGGGCAACAUCGACCUCUCCCGCCUCGUCUUCCCAUCCCACACAGCAGGGAAAACCGUGGAGUCCUUUGCCCGCCGGGCACUCUGGGAUGUUGGACUCAACUACGGCCACGGCACCGGCCACGGCAUCGGCAACUUCCUCUCGGUGCACGAGUGGCCCGUGGGUUUCCAGUCCAACAACGUGCCGCUGGAGGCCGGCAUGUUCACCUCCAUCGAGCCCGGCUAUUACCGGGAUGGCGAGUUCGGGAUCCGCAUUGAGGACGUGGCCCUCGUGGUGGAGGCACAGACCAAGCACGAGAGCGAGGAGACCUUUCUGACCUUCGAGGUGGUGUCCCUGGUGCCCUAUGACCGCAAGCUCAUCGACCUCAGCCUGCUGUCCCCAGAGCAGAUCCGGUACCUGAACUCGUACUACGAGAGGAUCCGGGAGCUGGUGGGGCCGGAGCUGCGGCGGCAGCGGCUGGAGGAGGAGUACGCGUGGCUGCAGGCGAGCACCGAGCCCUUCCCGCUGGGCAGCGCCCGCACGCUGGCCCCGGGCGCGCUGGCGCUCGCCCCGCUGCUCUCGGUGCUGCUCAGCGGGCUGGGAGCCUGAGCCCGCAGCCACGGCCGCACCUUCCCCUCCCUCCGCGGCCGUGUCUGCCCCCGCCCUCACUUCCUUUCCUUUGGUGCAUUCGAUUUGCUCCUUUGUGAUUAAACAUGAGCGAGGCGGGUCCUGCUGUGCCCGACGUGCUGCGCGCUGCCUCGCCGGCGAGUUCGGGCUGGAGUCCGGCCCCAGCCCCGCUCCUGUGACCCUGCCUGUGCCACCCAAUCCAGCCCCCAGCCCCGCUCCUGUGACCCUAUUUGUGUCACCUCGUCCAGCCCCGCUCCUGUGACCCUGCCUGUGCCACCUUAUCCAGCCCUAAGACGACC
Messenger RNA from Ficedula albicollis (Collared flycatcher), 2081 nucleotides. It is a transcript of the gene XPNPEP2, whose product is annotated as X-prolyl aminopeptidase (aminopeptidase P) 2, membrane-bound. Gene Ontology annotation, molecular function: metalloaminopeptidase activity. The record is from RefSeq and is a predicted model, not a curated record. Lineage: Eukaryota; Metazoa; Chordata; Aves; Passeriformes; Muscicapidae. The annotation marks the transcript as partial. The transcript has 17 exons.